AUGAAGUUCGUUAUUAUUACUCUCGCACUUGCCGCUGGCUGCAACGCUUUCCUCUUCGGAGGUGGAGGAUGUGGUGGAGGAUGUGGUGGUGGAUGUGGCGGUGGACUCGCUCUCCCAUCUUUCCCAUCUCUUCAACUUCCUAGCUUCGGAGGCUGUGGAGGAGGUUGUGGUGGUGCUCCAUCAGGAUGUGGAGGACACGCCGCCGCACCAGUUUACUCUGCCCCAGCUCCAGCCUACGCUCAACCAGCUCCAGUUUACUCUGCUCCAGCUCCAGUCUACUCUGCUCCAGCUCCAGUUUACUCCGCUCCAGCCCCAGUAUACAACCCAGCUCCAGCUCCAGUCUACAACCCAGCUCCAGCCCCAUCUUUCGCUCCAUCCGGAGGGUAUGCCUCUGCCGGUGCCGGAGCCCCAAUUAGCACCGGAUACGCUCCAUCAGGAGCCGGAGCUCCAUUCGGAUCAGGAUAUGCUCAAGCUCUCCCAGCUGCCGCUCCAGUCCAAUCUUUCGCCUCAGCUCAAUCUUUUGCUCCAGUAGCUCAAUCUUACGCUCAAUCCACUGGAGUUCAAUCUGCCCCAGUUGAGGGUCUCUCUGGAGGCGCUCCACUCCCAAUCGGAGGAGGAUAUGCUCAAGGUGGAUCUGCUCCAGUCUCCGGAGGUGUUUACGGAGAUGCUUUAGCUCAAGCUCCAAUUCAAAGUGCCCCAGUCGGUCAAUCUUCAUACCAAGCUCAACCACAAAUCGGAGGAGGAAGCUACGCCGUUGGAAAGUAA
Auanema sp. JU1783 is the source of this 765-nucleotide messenger RNA. The record is from the annotation of a GenBank genome assembly. Lineage: Eukaryota; Metazoa; Nematoda; Chromadorea; Rhabditida; Rhabditidae.